AUGUCGACUCCAAGACCAUCGCGUGGCAGAGCAAAGCGCACUUCUGUUACUCCAACUCGGCAAUCACCAAGGAAAGUACGGCGAGUGCAGUCUUGUCUAAACGCAGUCAAUAGACACUUUGUAGCUACGGUUCCUAUCCUUGAAGUUACUCUACGGUUCGACGAAGAUGAAUACGACGUGUGGCGAAGGCAGGAUACGGAUGAAGUCAAUUUGUAUUAUUUGUUACGUAUUAAAUAUCCUAAAGAUGCAGACGAAGCAACAUGGCAACAUGAACUGGAAAAGUUGAAGAAAGAAAUUGGUCAAGUGCGAGUCGUGAAUGAAGGAUGGUUUGAGGGCGUAUGGAUUUCACUGGAGAAAGCAAAAGAAAUAGCUCGCAGAUAUGAUAUAUACGACCUCGUUGCAGAACUCUUAGAGACAGAGAACAGUUGGUUUGACUCGCCAAAAAAUAAACCAAAAGUCAAGCCCGUAUACACGACGGACAAGGACUCUCAAGAUACUCAAAACGCAAUACCUCCAUCGGAUCCGAUCAUACCCAAUGGUGAAUCUCCACCCAAUAAAAAUUACGAGAAAAAACCAUGCUCUCAUCGAACAGUGACAGAACAAUCCGACGCAUCAGAUCAAUCAGAAUAUAAAACCCAAAUCACAAUACUUAAAAAAAAACUAGACGAGUCAGAGCAGUUUCUACAACCAUCACAAUCAAAGAAGAGGAGACUAUAUUGGACGGCAGGUGGGUUUGCGGUAGGGGCAGUUGCCGCGACAGCAGUUGGACUGCUUGCCGGUGAGGAUAUGAGGGAGGUAUUGAACGGAUUGAGCGAGGGUGUUAGUGGAAUGGUCAACUUUUGA
This is a messenger RNA of Paraglomus brasilianum, 843 nucleotides long. NCBI's taxonomy places the organism in Eukaryota, Fungi, Glomeromycota, Glomeromycetes, Paraglomerales, Paraglomeraceae. The record is from the annotation of a GenBank genome assembly.